UGAAAGUCGCUGAACAUGGCAGGGACUUUUCUCUCACCUACUGUUCAAGCAUCCUUCAAACUGGAAAAGCCAGUUUCACAGCUGAUUCCGUACAUUAAAAGACUAGAAUAUGAUAUAUACAGUGAAAUAGGUGUCCCAAAUACAGAGGUAGCUAUUUUAUCCAUACACAAAAGUGGUACACCUAACUUCGCAAAUGUAACGUUUGGUGUUCUCUCUAAGCCACUGAAUGUUCCAAUAAACUCAGUGUACUUGAGUCUGCUGAGGUCAUCAUUGGUUGAACUGUUCCUCAAACAAUCUAAUCUAACUUUGACAACAUCAAUAUUUGGGAAUGCGUCUAUGUUUGAGAUUGCAACAGUACCUGGAGGCAUAUCUGUAAUACCUGUGCAGCUGGGUCCUAUUAUUCAGAUGCCUGAGAUUCUGUUUAAUUUUACUCUCAAUAGUUCAAUAAAUGAAAUACUGGAUGGUUUUGAUGACUUCAAGAAUGAGCUGAGAUUGGACUUGGAUCUAAGAUCCGAUGAGAAUGUUUACGUUCAAUUAUCAAAUGAAAUUGGCUCAACAGUAGCUCCCCCAGUGACAGUGCAGGUUUCAGUCACGUCAACGUUUGGAGUAAUUCCACCUCAGAGAUACCUUGAAUUGGCUAGAAUAAUAUCAGGCUUCACCGAGAAAAAUCUUGGCCGUGGGAACUCAAACUUUGGCAAAGUCAAAGAAGUCAGAUUAUCAUCUUAUUUUAAGGGCAUGUUUCAUGGAGAGGCACCAUCUUCCGCCCUGCUCCAUCCCCACAGCCCGUUGAUGCUGCUGAACCUUCAAUUUCACCAUAUCAUUCUCCUUCUCACUUUACCAGUAUCCCCAACUUCUGCUAACCGAUCCCCUGUUUUGACUGUCAAGCGUCAUCACCUGCGCCUUCUAUUGAGACGGGGCAUCCACCUGAUCCUUGUCCAUACAGUGGCUUCUCAUAUCAUCCGAGAUCAUCCCCAAAAUCUUAUUCUAAACCAUCCUUUAAAUCUGCUGCUCCUCCUCCCUCAGAUUUUGUGA
Molecule: messenger RNA, 1032 nt
Organism: Neltuma alba
Lineage: Eukaryota; Viridiplantae; Streptophyta; Magnoliopsida; Fabales; Fabaceae
Exons: 4
Coding region: 16-1032 (338 amino acids)
Source: RefSeq, a predicted model, not a curated record